GUCUACUAAACCCACAAAUAUCAUGCCAACCAAGCCUAUGAAAACCAAGAGCUUUACACCUAGUUUGAUUAAUGAGUCACGUUCAUUGACUCCUCCUACUUUACCACCAAAGCCUUUGGGUCUCAGGCCCAUGGAGCAUAGUGCAAGUGCGCCUAGCUUUAUUGAUCUUGAUGAGUACUGGGCUUCUUAUUUUUCGAGAAGUUCAGGAAGAUCAAUGAAGCGAUCUUGGGGAUUCUUGAUUGCGAGACAAUAUAACUAUCAGUUUGAGAAUUUCUAUGCAGUAGUUAUCCAGCGAGCUUACAGGGAUUAUAAGAAGAGACCCGAAUCUUUGGCAAAACGAGUUUGGGAGACG
Molecule: messenger RNA, 352 nt
Organism: Acaulospora morrowiae
Lineage: Eukaryota; Fungi; Glomeromycota; Glomeromycetes; Diversisporales; Acaulosporaceae
Source: the annotation of a GenBank genome assembly